AUGGGUAGAAUUCGAUUUUAUCGACUGGAAUUGAACCAAGAAUAUGGAUAUGUUUUUUUGUCCCAAUCGGGUGGAAAACAAGAAAAUCGGGAUACCCGGCCCGGAAUGGUUUAUAAGCAAUCACUAAGCCGAGUGAUAAUAAAGCCAUUUUACCUGAAUAAAUGA
Molecule: messenger RNA, 165 nt
Organism: Ascoidea rubescens DSM 1968
Lineage: Eukaryota; Fungi; Ascomycota; Saccharomycetes; Ascoideales; Ascoideaceae
Exons: 1
Coding region: 1-165 (54 amino acids)
Source: RefSeq, a predicted model, not a curated record